CUCCACUGCGCUGAUCCGCUUAGCAUCGAGGAGGCGGCGAAAGAUGGAUGUUGUCAACCAGUUGGUCGCCACUGGGCAGUUUACUGUCGUCAAACAACCUUUAGGAUUCAUAAAGAUCCUACAAUGGUUUUUCGCCAUCUUUGCAUUCUCUACCUGCUGCUCCUACUCCGGAGUUUUUCGAUUGAGCGUGGAGUGUAAGAACCGCUCAGAGAGUGAUUUAAACAUCGAGGUUGAAUUCGCCUACCCGUUCAGACUCCAUCAGGUGUGGUUUGAUGCGCCGACGUGUAAAGGCCCAGAGCCAGAGCGAAUAUUCCUGGAGGGUAACUACUCUUCCUCGGCUGAAUUCUUUGUCACUAUUGGUGUUUUCGCCUUCCUCUACUCCAUGGCAGCUCUGUCCAUCUACGUCUUCAAACUGGAGAAAUACCGCGAGGGCAAUCGCGGCGCCCAGGCUGAUUUUGUGGUGACGGCUAUUUUUGCCUUCUUCUGGUUGGUGAGUUCAGCAGCAUGGGCUAAAGGCCUAUCGGACAUUAAGGAAGCCACUGAUCCUGAUGAAGUCAUUGAACUCAUCCCAGCCUGCAGGCAUGAGCAUAACCACUGCCAAGAAAAGCAUGAGGCCGUCGUAUCGGGCCUAAACACAUCUGUGGCGUUUGGAUUCUGUAACCUGGUGCUUUGGGCUGGAAACCUUUGGUUUGUCUUUAAGGAGACUGGUUGGCUUAGUGCUUUUGGCGGCACCUAUGUGCCUUCAGGAGCUAAACAACCAGCACCGGACUCUUAUGACCAGGGCCAGGGCUAUGGACAGGACCCCUAUGCUGGCUCUCAGGAAGGGUACCAACCUGACUAUGGGCAACAAGCAGGAUAUGAGGUGGGAGGCUACAACCAAGCAGGAUAUGAUCAGGGUGGCCCAACCUCCUUCUCCAAUGCAAUGUAGGCAAAUUUACACAGCACAGGAGCUCUCUACAGAGCACAUCAGCCCAAGGAGUGAAGACCCCAUCUAUUACCCAGGAUUCCAUACUACUGAUUGCUUAUAUGAUCAAUG
Trichomycterus rosablanca is the source of this 1036-nucleotide messenger RNA. It is a transcript of the gene sypb, whose product is annotated as synaptophysin b. NCBI's taxonomy places the organism in Eukaryota, Metazoa, Chordata, Actinopteri, Siluriformes, Trichomycteridae. The record is from RefSeq and is a predicted model, not a curated record. The transcript has 8 exons. The coding region runs from base 44 to 928 and encodes 294 amino acids. Gene Ontology annotation, cellular component: synaptic vesicle membrane; synaptic vesicle; presynaptic active zone.